GUAAUUGACAAGGUCCAAGAAGAAACUACCAAGAGCCGUUCAGACAGAAAGCCACCUGGUGUUGGCCGUGGAAGGGGAAGAGGUAGAGAGGAUGGUGGCAGCGGUAGGCCUGCUAAAGGCAUUGGACGUGGUCAGGAAGAUGGUGGCAAAGGUGGUCGUGGCAAGGGUGCAAGUGGCAGUAGAGGUGGUGGCGGCAGAGGUGGAGGGCGCGGCCGUGGCUGAUACAGGUCAAGUAAAUAAAAUGCCAGUUUUAAAGGCUUUUCUUUCUGUUGCAUAGAUAACCUCAAUGUGAAGAAUGAAUCAGUAGAUGUAAGAUUGCUUCACCUGUGUUCUGGGCCUAGCGUAUUACAGGUGCAUGUGUGAGGAAGCUUUAGAGGAUCUAUUUAGUUGUAGGAAGACCGAAGGAAACUAUUCUAAUGUUCAAUUGCUUGUUCCAUGAUUUUCUUUUCUAUGAGCACAAAGAUCAGUUGGAAUAU
Elaeis guineensis (African oil palm) is the source of this 476-nucleotide messenger RNA. The record is from RefSeq and is a predicted model, not a curated record. Lineage: Eukaryota; Viridiplantae; Streptophyta; Magnoliopsida; Arecales; Arecaceae.